This is a messenger RNA of Argentina anserina (silverweed cinquefoil), 1349 nucleotides long. Its product is annotated as F-box/LRR-repeat protein 25-like. Gene Ontology annotation, molecular function: protein binding. The record is from RefSeq and is a predicted model, not a curated record. NCBI's taxonomy places the organism in Eukaryota, Viridiplantae, Streptophyta, Magnoliopsida, Rosales, Rosaceae.
UUGCCAAAUAGAGAGCACGACCAUCCCGACGACUUCACCAAGAAAUAAGGGUAAAAGAGAUCGAGCCGAAGGUCUGAGGAGCUAACUCACCGGAAAAUUCAUGCAUGAUCAAUGUCGAUUGCAAAUCUGCAGCUAGUGACUCCACCGAGAAGCAGAAGCUCCAAAUCAUGGCCCGGGCUUUGUUUGGCAAGAGAAGAGUCGUUGCCGGCACUGGAUUCCGGUGAAAGCAUGAACAUCCACACUUUUGGGGGGUGCGGACGUCCUCUUCUGAUCGUUUAUGUGUGUGUGUAUAUAUACACAGAAACGAUCACUAGGGCUUUAGUCAAUGUUUUACUUUCUAGAAAAACCUCAUACCCAAAACCACCUUCAUUCUCCUAGAGACUAAAAACACGAAAAUCAUGCGUCAGAUUACUGACGCUGAACCAGUUUGGAAUUCUUCUGCUAGAAAGUGCAACCGCAUUGUCAAUGAUCGCAUCAGUGCAUUGCCAGAUGAUAUCCUUCAUCACAUUGUCUCGUUAUUGAGUUUGACUUUGAGGGAAGCUGUAAGUACAAGUGUUUUGUCUCACCGCUGGAAGAACAUGUAUGUUUACAUGUCAAGCCUUGAAUUCGAUUGGUGUAAGAUGCUCGCAGCCAAAAGGGUGGAUAGUAUCUAAUGCAAUACCGGGGAGUUUCGCAGGAAGAAUGUGCGGUCUUUAGUAAUAACAAUAGAUAGAUUCCUAACGUGCCGUUUGGCUUCGAGGAUUGUCUCCUUCAAAGUUAGUUGCUGCCUUUAAAAGGAGUAUGCUCUUAAUAUUGGUGACCGGAUUGAUUGUGCCGUCAAAAAGGGUGUUGAAAAUCUUGAUCUAGCCUUUACGUGUGAAUUUGAUGACCUAUCUGAACGAUUUAGUGAAAGGAUCAGCUAUUAUGAGUUUCCAAUUCUUCACCUUGUGAAGGGUAAAGAAUCCAAAUUAAGGCAUAUUGUAUUGCGCUCAUGCUUUCUGGGGGUAUAUUUUCAUGAUCGAUUCAGCACACUCUCCACUCUUGUGUUUUAUGAUGUGCAUUUUGUUGGACAAGCUGAUCCACUCAUGUUUUGUUCUUGUGUGAAGCUUCAGUCUUUGACAUUGCAUUCGUGUUUCGGAUUAGAAAGAUUAAGCAUUUCACUCGAUCAGCUAGUAGUGAAAAAAUGCCUAGGUUUAAGAGGAAUUGAGCUUAGUGCUCCAAAUCUUCCAAACUUUUAUUGUCAAGCCAAUUUCAUUGAUAUCUCAUGAAUAAAAGUUCCUAAUGUAGUGGAAGUUUAUGUUUCAGUUAUCAGAAUCAAUGUGAUGAAUACUUUUGCUCAGCUAGAGAAAAAUCUUCCUAACAAGUACUAA